Molecule: messenger RNA, 1985 nt
Organism: Elaeis guineensis (African oil palm)
Lineage: Eukaryota; Viridiplantae; Streptophyta; Magnoliopsida; Arecales; Arecaceae
Source: RefSeq, a predicted model, not a curated record
GAUUGUGGUUCUGGGGGAGACAUCUCCCAGUCAGGCCGCCACGCUGACCAUUCCACGCUGCGCCGCCUCUCCUCCAUUCUUCUUCGGUUUCCUCGGGGAGUCAAGCCCAAGCCUCCAAACCGAGAGGGGGAGAGAGCGGUAGAGACGAGGAGAGGUAAAAAAAUUAAAAAUAAAACUAAAGCCUUUAAAAUAACCGAAAAGGAGUAGCAGCAGUAGUAGAAGGGCUAGAAGAGCUACGAGAGAGAGAGAGAGAGAAAAGGAGAAGAGAAAAAGACGUUGAUCGAUCGAUCCCCGACUCACAUUUCACGGGCUUCCAUCUCCCAAGCCCUCGCCUUUUUCUCCUCUCCCCUCUUUUCCCCCUUCCUUUCCCCCAGAUCCAGCGCCUUCUCCCCCUCCCCAUGCCCCCGUCCUCCUUCCCCCACUUCUGAAUUCUAGACGUCACAGAGAGAGAGAGGCGAAGAGAGGGAGAGAAAGAGGUUGGUGGCGACGGGGAAGAUGGAGAUGGGGUCGGGCUCCGGGGAGGGGCACAUCAAGGGCGUGCCCACCCACGGCGGCCGCUACGUGCAGUACAAUGUGUACGGAAACCUCUUCGAGGUCACCUCCAAGUACGUCCCCCCGAUCCGGCCUGUCGGUCGUGGGGCGUACGGCAUUGUUUGUGCUGCUAUGAAUUCACAGACACGAGAAGAGGUUGCGAUUAAGAAGAUCGGCAAUGCAUUUGAUAACCGGAUCGAUGCCAAACGGACUUUAAGAGAAAUAAAGCUUCUCCGUCACAUGGAUCAUGAAAAUGUUAUUGCAAUAAAGGAUAUCAUACGCCCUCCAAAAAGGGAAAACUUCAACGAUGUCUACAUUGUUUAUGAAUUAAUGGACACCGAUCUUCAUCAGAUAAUUCGCUCCAAUCAGCCAUUGACUGAUGACCAUUGCCAGUAUUUCCUUUAUCAGUUACUUCGUGGGCUGAAAUACGUGCAUUCAGCACAUGUCUUGCACCGAGACCUUAAGCCUAGCAAUUUGCUCCUGAAUGCAAAUUGUGACCUUAAGAUAGGAGAUUUUGGACUGGCUAGGACAACUUCUGAAACUGACUUCAUGACGGAGUAUGUCGUCACUCGAUGGUACCGGGCACCAGAGUUGCUUCUUAAUUGUUCAGAGUAUACUGCUGCUAUUGAUAUUUGGUCAGUCGGAUGCAUACUUGGUGAAAUCGUGACUCGAGAGCCACUAUUUCCUGGAAAAGACUAUGUUCAUCAGUUAAGGCUGAUAACUGAGCUAAUAGGUUCACCGGAUGACUCGAGCCUUGGGUUUCUUCGAAGUGAUAAUGCCCGAAGGUAUGUGAGGCAGCUCCCUCAAUACCCAAGGCAACCAUUCCAGGCUAGGUUUCCGACCAUGUCUAGUGGAGCUGUUAAUUUACUAGAGAGAAUGCUGGUGUUCGAUCCGAGCAAGAGAAUUACAGUUGAUGAGGCUCUCCAUCACCCUUACCUGGCAUCUCUUCAUGAUAUUAAUGAUGAACCUGUCUGCCCGGCUCCGUUCAGUUUUGAUUUUGAACAGCCAUCAUUUACUGAAGAAGACAUUAAAGAACUCAUCUGGAGGGAAUCUUUGAAAUUCAAUCCAGAUCCAAUGCACUAGGAAAUUUUCAUGUAUGUGGUAUAUGUUGCUGAAGGUAAUUUAUAGUAUUUGUUACUGUGCCCUUUGAAUCAAAAUUUCAGCCCCAAUAGAUAACAAGAUGGGCGAGUAGCCUGAAGCCACAAGAAGCCAUCUGCCCAUUCUACUUCUAGCCUGUCAUAUUAUGAGUUUGAAGUUGAUCCAGAGAAUGAGACAAUAAAGGUGACUUCAUAUUUCAAAACAAAAUACAUGUUUUAUGUAGGCCUGUGCUUGGGAACUUUCAUUUGAGAAACAGAUACUGGUUGUGUUAAAAUUAUGUGGAAAUGUGAUGUGCCAUGUUUGUCAGCCACUGUUCAGCAAAUAUCAUUAAUCUAUGGUCUUUUAAAAGAUUUUAU